GUGAUUGCCUCUACUCGGUUGACACAACUACAUGGAUACACAACAUUUGCGUUCCCAGAGAACUGACUGUGGUCCAGUGUUGGAGGGGGGUCAGUCGAGCGGGUUUCCUUCUUAAAUACAGGCAGCUCUGUACGCUGUAGAGAAACACACACAGCCAUGUCUCCAUCAGUGCCCCUUCAAGAGAUGAUCCGGGCCAUCAGGUCCGCCAGGACUCAGUGUGAGGAGCGGGGUGUCAUCCAGAGGGAGUGUGCUGCCAUCCGGGCACAGUUCAGACAAGUCGACAACGGGGGGAGAUCGCACAACCUGGCCAAGCUGCUCUAUGUGCACAUGUUGGGUUACCCCGCUCACUUUGGUCAGAUGGAGUGCGUUCGGAUGAUAGCCAGCCCUCGCUACAACGAGAAGCGCGUGGGAUACCUGGGAGCCAUGAUGCUACUGGAUGAGAAGCAGGACGCCAGCCUACUCAUCACAAACUCCAUCAAGAAUGACCUUUCCCACAGUAACCAGUAUGUGCAGUCUCUGGCUCUGUGCACACUGGCCUGCAUGGGUUCGGCCGAGAUGUGCAGAGAUCUGGCACCAGAGAUUGACAAACUGCUCCGAGCCUCCAACUCCUACAUAAAGAAGAAGGCUGCUUUGUGCGCUGUUCACAUUGUGAGAAAGGUCCAUGAUCUUGGAGAGCUCUUUGCCCCCGCCGCCCGUUCACUCCUCAGUGAGAAGAACCAUGGUGUGUUACACGGUGCUGUCGUCCUCAUCACUCAGCUGUGUGAGCAGAACCCAGAAACACUGGAGCGGUUCAGAAAGACGGUGCCUGAUUUGGUGCAGAUCAUGAAGAGUUUGGUUAUAUCAGGUUAUUCUCCGGAACAUGAUGUGGCAGGAAUCAGUGACCCCUUCCUGCAGGUACGCAUCUUGAGAUUGCUGAGAAUCCUCGGGCGCAACAACGAAGCGGCCAGUGACGCCAUGAACGACCUUCUAGCUCAGGUGGCGACCAACACAGACAGCACUAAGACCGUGGGCAACGCUGUCCUCUACGAGACUGUUCUCACUGUAUUGGACAUCAAGUCAGAGAGCGGCCUCAGGAUUCUGGCUGUGAACAUCCUUGGAAGGUUUCUCCUCAACAACGACAGGAACAUUCGAUAUAUUGCCAUGACCUCUCUUCAGAAGAUUGUUGGGACUGACCAUAACGCAGUGCAGCGCCACAGGGGAACCAUAGUGGACUGCCUGAAGGACCAGGACGCCUCUGUCAAGCGCCGUGCCUUGGACCUGUCCCUGGCUCUGGUGUCGGCCUCCAACAUCCGCUCCAUGAUGAAGGAACUGCUCAUCUUUCUCUCCUCCUGUCCUCCCGAGCUCAAGGCCCAAGCUGCCAACGGCAUCUUCAACGCCGCUGAAAGGUAUGCGCCCUCUCAGCGCUGGCACAUUGACACCAUCCUGCAUGUCCUCACCACGGCAGGGGGCGACGUGAGAGAUGAAACGGUGCCCAACCUGAUUCAGCUCAUCACCAAUACCUCAGAGCUGCACUGUUACACUGUCCACAAGCUGUACCGGGCUCUUCUUACGGACAUCUCUCAGCAAUCCCUGGUCCAGGUGGCCUGCUGGUGUAUAGGAGAGUAUGGAGACCUGCUGCUGAGAGGAGAGUGUCAGGAGACUGAACCUGUGCAGGUUUCCGAGGACGAUGUCCUGGAUGCCUUGGAAACGGUUCUACAGUCUCACAUGUCCUCCCCGGCGACCAGAGGCUUCGCUCUCACAGCCACCAUGAAACUGAGCACACGCAUCACUGAUAAUGUGGAUCGGAUCAGAAGCACCGUCAGCAUCUACGGCAGCUGUAUAGACGUGGAGCUCCAGCAGAGAGCGGUUGAAUACAACGCUCUCUUCAAGAAAUAUGACCACAUGAGGGCGGCGGUGCUGGAGAGGAUGCCGGUGAUUGAAAAGAACUCUCCGGGUCACACCAAUGGAGAGUCCACAGGGGAGACUGUGAAGGAGGUCAAACCAGCCAAAGUAAAACAGGGAGAACCAGUGCUGCCUCCACAGCCUGCUAACCAGGUGUGUGAUCUCUUGGACCUGCUUGGUAGUUCUGAGGAGCCUCUGCAGCCCGGCCCGGCACUAGGCAGCACAGAACCCAUCCUGCCCGUCAGCACAGCUGGCAGUGCUGGAGGAGACCUCCUGGAUCUGUUGGGAGGUUUAGAGCCCGCUCCACUCACACCAGCUCCCUCAGUGACGGUGUACAACAAGGGCGGCGUGACCAUGACGCUACGUUGUGAGAAACAGUCCGACACGGGCCUGUUGGUCACGCUCACAGCCUCCAACUCCACAGACUCAGACAUCAGCAGCUUCACCCUGCAGGCGGCUGUGCCCAAGAGCGUCGAGUUACACAUGAAGGCCCCCAGCGGGGACUCGCUUCCUGCUCGAGGGGCAGCUAACGUGACCCAGAUGGUGGUCCUCAACAACCCCAACAAGGUUAAUCUGAAAAUGAGGAUCCGUGUCUCUUACACCAGCCAGGGAUCAGCUGUUCAGGAUAUGGUCCAGGUCGACUCUUUCCCCGGACAUUGACAGCGGGUAGCCAGCCCAACGGGAUUACAACAGUCUGCAGAUGAAUCCGCAGGUGUCAGCUCUGUCCAUCCACUGUCACCCCCUUCUGUUCAGACCAAACUGCUGUUUCUCAGCCUCAUUUAUGGAGCUGCUUAGUUUGACCCUCUCGUGGAAUGGAAAUAUUAAUGUGAUAAAUGGUGAUGGGGGUGCAGUGAUAACUGCACAUGUGCGCUACCACAAAAGUUUAGACACAUCUGAGUUGAAUUGAAUUGAAUGAGGUGUGUCCAAACUUUUGACUGGCAGUGGAAAUGAUACCAUUCAGGUUUUGUUUACAACAGCUGAUUGUAUUCAGUGUUUCACUCCACAGCUCAUCUCUAAGCCACCAGAUCAACCUCUUCCACACAGCACUCCAUAUACAAUAUACUCCUCUCAGCGAUUUCCCUUUUAAGAUAUUGGUCUUUACACUGUCUAAAAGGAGCUGAACACUAACGGAUGAGCCACUACUAAUAUUAGGAAAUGAUUUUAUCUGAUGCACUUGACCUUAUCUGAAUGAAUGGAUUUUGAGUUUGAAGCGUGGAGAAUUGUAAACACAACCUCAUGGGCUGCAUUCAUUUGUCUCCAUUUUGUCCUGCCUCAUUGAACUAAAAAGCAUCCAUCUCCUGAUCCAUUUCCCUGUGCCUUUCAUCCCCUCUUUGGAGGCCAUAGAAUAUUUUAAUGUAAAUGAUACAUGUUUUUAUCAUUCCCAUGCAACAAACACUUGCACAGGUUUCCUGACCAGUAUCUCUGUUGUUUUACAGAUGCUCCCAAGUUAUUUAUUUGCUUUAGACUGUGUAUUAUGAA
This is a messenger RNA of Mugil cephalus (flathead mullet), 3360 nucleotides long. It is a transcript of the gene ap1g2, whose product is annotated as adaptor related protein complex 1 subunit gamma 2. Gene Ontology annotation, cellular component: Golgi apparatus; AP-1 adaptor complex; membrane coat. Bases 157 to 2541 code for a protein of 794 amino acids. The transcript has 22 exons. NCBI's taxonomy places the organism in Eukaryota, Metazoa, Chordata, Actinopteri, Mugiliformes, Mugilidae. The record is from RefSeq and is a predicted model, not a curated record. Gene Ontology annotation, biological process: Golgi to vacuole transport; intracellular protein transport; receptor-mediated endocytosis. Gene Ontology annotation, molecular function: clathrin-cargo adaptor activity.